This is a messenger RNA of Gaeumannomyces tritici R3-111a-1, 5096 nucleotides long. RefSeq lists its product as hypothetical. The record is from RefSeq and is a predicted model, not a curated record. Bases 465 to 4724 code for a protein of 1419 amino acids. Gene Ontology annotation, molecular function: protein binding. Lineage: Eukaryota; Fungi; Ascomycota; Sordariomycetes; Magnaporthales; Magnaporthaceae. The transcript has 2 exons.
GUGAGAUAUCGCCCGCCACCCGCCACCCGCCUGCGCCUGCAUGCAAGCCCGAGGACCACGUCAAUCGCCAAUGCGCAGCAGCACCAACACGUACCGUGUGCUGCACUCCCGUCCCUCGUGCUCCCCGUGUCUCCCAAGACACCUGGUGGCGGCUGAGUUUGGACUGUCCCCCAGGCGAGACGGUGCCUUUGUCGCUCGACGGCGCACGCACCGAUUUUCUCGACAUCUCGUUCGUUUCCCGGCCCGAUCCAUCAAUCCGUUCUUCCCCUCCUGCUCCCGUCUCCCGCAAUGAUAGCCGACGUCGAUCGCUGAGAAGACGCCGAGCUGCCUAGUGAAAAGGCUAGGGUUUGCCUCUCCCCAACCGUGCCCUCCGCCCAUUCGGGCUCCUCGAGUCGUGUCCACCCGCCCCGGACCCCGCGACGACACCUCCCGGGGCGACACAGGCCCCAACCUCAGUUGCCACAAUGGAACCAGGCCCUGAGCAGCCGCCGCCGCUGCAACAGCAGCACGGCACCGAAGGCGUCAACCCCAGGCGGUCCUCGAUCGAGAAGCAGCCCGUCGUUGCCUGCCCCGCCGCGUUCGAGCGCCUGCCCGACGAGAUUAUAGAACAGAUUCUCCGACUCACCGACCCGAACUCCUUCGCAUCGCUGGUACUGCUCAACUCGAAAUGGCGAAGCGUGUCACAACAGGCCGACCUAUACGCCCACCAGCUCGCCCAAUGUCCUUCCUACUCCGCGAGCCACCCGGGCCGCCCCGUCGCUGCGGGCGAGGACCGGCUGGCGGAGCUGCGGAGGCUCUUCUCCCGCGAAGUCAAGCGAAAUCUCUUUGACGCCUAUCUCCGCCCGAGCCUGACGCACAUCAAGCUGGUAUCCAACUCUAUCAGCUCGUCGUCAUGCCCCGGCGGCGACGGCAUGCAGUUCCAUCCCUCACCCAUGGGCCACCACCUGCUGGCCUACAACUCGUCGCGCAUUUACCUCAUCGACGCCCGUGCCCCUGACAUCACGGUCAAGCGCGAGCUCAAGAUAUUGCGCCGUCCCGCCGCCACUUGCGUCAUGGACGACGGCUCUCUACUCGCCGUGCUCCUGACUGAAAUGCAGGUCGAUCUGUACGAUCUGACGGUCUCGCCCCCAAAGCGCACACAGUCUAUCAUCCUCGACCACAGUCCCCGGGCCAUUGCCUUGUCGCCUUGCGGCUCCGUCAUUGCCGCCGCCUACGAAGGAGGAAUCGAAGUCUCGUCGCUGCACCCGGGCGCCCUACCGACUGAGAGGCGAUCGGUAAAGUGCGAUGCCGUUGAUGCCUUGGCCUUCUCAUUUGACGGCACUCAGAUCCUGGGCACCACCGUCCAUACCGCACAGCCAAACACCGUCAUCCUGACCGCGCCGUACUACGACCCUGGCAGCCACAUGGAGGGCGACAGCAUCAGCGCGCUCUGGACUACCUCCAUUCUGUUCCCCAACACCAGCCGUGACUGUAGUCACGCCGUUCUGCUGCAGGAAUCAAGCCGUGAGGAGGCCUAUUGGACUUUUGCGUAUGACCGGAGCUUCGAGACGUUUAGAGCUGUCCGAAUCGACGACCUCCGCAACGGGACCACCUACUUCACUGGUCCUGUCCCGACCCAGGCCACCCAGGGCAGACUACUUCCAUGCACCCUUCCAGCAGCAUCGUACCACGGCGAUAUUGUUGCGGCCGGCUUCCAGGGAAACGAGAUUUGGAUAUAUGGCGUUCCCGAAGACUUGGAUGCCGUUCCGGACCCCUCUUCAGGGACCACCGAAGGCACGCCAUCAUCAGCAAGCGGACUCAAUCGACGAGGCAGUGGCCCGUCUGCGCGGCCCACCUCUCGGGUGCAGGAGCAGAGUGACUCUAGAGUCCCUCAAUGGCAGCUCCUCUGUGACAAAUUGCGCAACUCGUUUGUUUGCGGCCACAAGGUCGCCGAACUCAAUGGUGCAAGCAUGGUCAAAUGGGUUGCUGGCUUCGGCGGCUCGUCGUUGAAAGAGCGACUGGUUGUGGCUGCCGGCGGCGUGAUGCCGCCAAAACUGGUGACGGAGGAGGACGGCAUGGACUUUGUUGACGGAGGGAGGCUCACCCUAGUCGACUUCGACUAUGGCGCCGAGGGUGGACAUGUGACGGAAAUCACCAUCGAGGUGGGCACCAAGGAGCCUGAGGUGCUGGAGGAGGAGACGCGUGACAUGGAAGUCGAAGUGGCCAUCGUUAGGCGAAGGACCGUCGCGCAGAGGAGGGGGAAUCAAAGCUCCGUCAUACGUGCUGCCACAACCGCCGCCCGCCUGCCUCCGGUUCCCCUUCCGCCCAUGCCCAUGCCGCCACCCCCUCGGGUGAACGACGCCGACGACCCGCUUGUGCCCCGACGCGUGGGAGUUCUGCCAUCCGCUUCCGCCUCGCGGCUAUCCAUCCAGAACGACUCCGUGGCCGAUUCCAGCUCCACUCCGGACGAGGGAGAUACGGAAUCAGUCUUGGAAGAGCAGGAGGCUUUCGACGCGCCUUAUUCACAUGCCAGCCCGCGGUCAGGCAUGACUCUCCGACGAGCUGCCACUGCUGCGGCCGUGAACCGGCGUCUGCAUCCGCCUCCAGCCACCGCUGGCCAGGUGCAGUAUCGGCGCGCAGACGGCCGAGCAGAGCACCCACACGAAAGCGACGCAGACAACUGGGUCCCGCCGCCGCCGCCCUAUCAGAAAGAAGACCCCGAAGAUUUACCGUCCUUCAUGCGCCACAACGUUGCGCCCAUCAGUGCAGAUGCCCCUCCAGUUCCCCCGUUGCCGCCCAUGCCAAACCAGACGACCCAGGUCGCUCAGACCCAACAAUACCAGCCGCCGCAUGCUCACCAACAUCUGCUUGCGCCCAAUCCACCCCAGGUUGCCAGGUCCCAGACGGUGCACAAUCCCCAGCACAUGACCGCGCCACCGAGCCGUCAGCCGCUGUCGCCUACGCUCUCAUCCUACAACACAUUUCAUGCAACCACCAGCGACCACCGGCGUGAGGGCAGUGGCUCGACAGUCAGCCAGCCACACACUAUCAACGCGCCGCGUCCUGCCCCCAGUCCGAUAGGCCAGAACGACGACGACGACAUAUAUGACGUAUCACCUCCUGGGACGCCGCCACUGUCCCGACAGUCAAACCUUCUGCGCCCAUCAAGCGGGAGUAGCUACGCAACGCGCCCCAGUGCCGAUCUUAACAGCUCCCCGGCGCCAUCCUCGCAGCCCUCUGCCCCCGUACCAACGCCAUCUCCUGUUGUGUCAACCCUUGGACAGGAUACCCCCACAACGCCGGCCCCGGCCUUCACUCCGUCAACCGCUGGAAGCACACCGAUUCACAGGCAAAGGGGUCCGCCAGUCCUGGAUCUUCACAUUCCCAGUGCCACCCUCUCGCCGACCACUAUCUGGAACACGCCUCAGACAGCCGUCAGGCCGCCUUCGGGUGGCAUUAGGAUGUUGACAAACUCACAAACAUGGCCCAAACAGGCUAGUCAUGAUAGGCCACCACCGGUGGUAGCGCCCGGUGCUACUCACCCUCAAUCGGCCCCGGCGAUCGAGUUCAGUGUAAGCCGGGCCAUCGAUGAGGCCUCACCUUCUAUCCCAAAGCCUGACGGGAUGGCCGGCAGGAAUGUGAGCACUGAGCAGCAAAACACAACUUCCACUCAGCGUUUCCAGGUUCCACGGGUCCCGGUUGGUAGCCGAGACCCAACCAGGCGAGUCUCGUUACAACCGCAGCAGCAGCAGCAACAACAGCAACCUCAGGCAUCACAGCCACGGCAGCCGCAACAACUGCAACAGCCGCAGCAGCAUCAGUUGCUGCCCGAGCAAUAUCUAGAACAGCAACAUCAACCCCAAUAUCCCAGACCACAGUCUCAACAGCAGCAGUACCAGCAACAGCAACAGUACUACCAAGAGCAGUCACAGCAGCCACAACCGGCUGUAGUGUAUAUGCCACAACAACAACAUCAAAGACAAGAAAUGUCGAGCCAUGCACAACAGCAAGGGUCUCCUUGUCUAGCCGCCCAAUACCCGCUACAGCAGAACCCGAUCAACACCCAGAGCCCUGCGCUGCAUCAGCCGCGACCUCAGAGACUACCGAGCAUCUCAACAUCGGCAGCAGAACCAGAUAUGCCACUUAUCAUCAGUACUCCAGGUGGCAUAUCAGGUGCAUUCGACCCACCUGGUCAGCCGACUUCCGACCGGGCCGAGACGCCCAUCGUUGCACCCAUACCCCGCCAUCCGCGGACAGUCGCGGGGUCGUCGGGCCCUAACCGGCCGACGGUUGAGCGCCUCGAGGGCAUCUACAGCUCAGCGUCGUCGAGCGGCUACGCGGCUGCCGGAGGCCAAGGAAACCUCCAGCCUCUCGGCCUGGGCCUCACUAUGGGCCCGCCGGGCGAUCUAGUCCCUCCGCCGCCGCCAAGCAAUGAUGGCAGUCGCACCCAUAGCCUCAACCGCAAGCAGAGCCGGGCCGAGCGCAGCGCCGCUAAAAACAUGGCCGAUGCGAAGCGCCGCGGAUGGCGACGCUCAAAGAGCAAACGACUCACGCGUCGCGGAAAAGAUAACAACGCCAAUGACGACGAGACGGCCAGCACAACGGCAUGGACCGAGAUCACGGCCCCAGUUUCCAUGCCUUCGGGAGUCUCUGGCCCUGAUUUCACGGCCGAUGCCACCGCCGCCGGCUCCCAGGCUCGCCCUGGCAGUAGGGCCAUCAGGGACAAGAAAUGUGUAGUCAUGUAAUUCGUGUCCCUUGUUUUUCCUGUUGUUUUAUUUUGCAAUACCCCGGGCACCCCUUCAGGAGAUAUCUCAAGCAUCUCAAGAAUCAUUACCCCUUUUAACCAUAGAGUUGUUACAUUACCUAUUUCUUUGUUAUAUAGCGACCGGACCGCUUCCAGUCUCUUAGUAUUAAUCUACCAGUAUCGAGACAUCGUGGCUCGAGCACAAAUUGGAUCAAUCUUUUUGGCCUGUACUUAUGCCCCUCUUAUUCCUCGCUUCAGUUUAGCAGACAGGACCUUAGUCGUGAGCUUUGUCUUGGACAUUGAUGGCGAAAUACGCACACGUAUUGUACUUGUUUUAACUUUUUUCUUUGUUUCUUUUUUUGCCCCGGGUCGA